Varanus komodoensis (Komodo dragon) is the source of this 1476-nucleotide messenger RNA. RefSeq names its product cytochrome P450 2J5-like. Gene Ontology annotation, biological process: arachidonate metabolic process; xenobiotic metabolic process. Gene Ontology annotation, cellular component: intracellular membrane-bounded organelle; cytoplasm. NCBI's taxonomy places the organism in Eukaryota, Metazoa, Chordata, Lepidosauria, Squamata, Varanidae. The coding region runs from base 1 to 1476 and encodes 491 amino acids. The record is from RefSeq and is a predicted model, not a curated record. Gene Ontology annotation, molecular function: heme binding; iron ion binding; oxidoreductase activity, acting on paired donors, with incorporation or reduction of molecular oxygen, reduced flavin or flavoprotein as one donor, and incorporation of one atom of oxygen. The transcript has 12 exons.
AUGAUUUCUUUCCUGUUAUUAAUCUGGUUAUUAAUUCUUUACUCCCUGAAACGACUCCUUUCCUUAAGGCGCCUCCCCCCUGGACCUCUCAGACUUCCCCUUGUUGGAGGCAUGUGGCGGUUUGGGGUCAAGCUCUCUCAUGACACCUUCCUUAAGCUGGCAAAGCAAUAUGGAAACCUUUACACGAUAUGGAUUGGGUACAAACCUGCCAUCAUUCUCUCUGGAUUCCGUGCAGUGAAAGAAUGCCUGUCCGGCUACGCAGAAGAGUUCGUUGACAGACCUGUGACUCCUUUCCUUGAAAUGACAGGGAAAAACAGAGGUAUCGUAAUUUCCAACGGUCACACCUGGAAGCAGCAGAGAAGGUUUGCUGUAGGCACCAUGAGGAAGCUGGGACUGGGGAAGAAAGGCACAGAGAACGAAAUCGCAGAAGAAGCCCGUGAGCUUGUGGAGAUCUUUACACAUGCUAAGGGGCAACCGCUGGACCCUUUGUUACCCAUCACGAAUUCAGUCUGCAAUGUGGUGUGUGCAGUGGCCUUCGGACACCGGUUUUCCUUGGAAGAUGAAGAAUUCCUGAAAUUGAUCGAUGCUGUUCAGAUUGCCGUGACCUUCGGAGGGAGCUUCUUCCACGGACUCUAUGAAAUUUUCCCAUUCAUCAUGAAACAUCUCCCCGGGCCUCACAAUACAGCGAUCUCUGCUAUACAGACUGUGAUUACAUUUGCGAAUAAGGAGAUUGAAAGACAUAAGAAGAAUCAAAAUAUGCAUGAUCCACAGGAUUUCAUUGAUUUCUAUCUACUACAGAUGGAAAAGGAGCAGAGCAAGAAUGACCCGACUUCCACCUAUAAUGAAGCCAACCUGGCUCAGUGCAUCCUGGACCUCUUUGUGGCAGGAACAGAGACGACCGCCACGACUCUGCAAUGGGCACUGCUCCUCUUGAUGGCUCACCCAGAUGUCCAAGAAAAGGUCUACAAGGAGAUAGAAGAUGUAUUUGGUUCGUCUCACACCAUCUGCUACCAAGAUCGGAAGAAAUUGCCCUACACCAAUGCCGUGAUUCAUGAGAUUCAGCGUGCAAAAUAUAUCUUACUAUUUGGGCUUCCCAGGCAAAGUACAGCAGAUGUGGGCAUGUGUGACUUCCACAUCCCAAAGGGAUCCAUUAUUGUUCCAGACCUGCAGUCUGUCCUUCUUGACCCUGUGCAUUGGGAGACCCCUCAAGAGUUCAACCCAAAUCACUUUUUGGACAAGGAUGGGAAUUUUGUGAAUAGAGAAGAAUUUCUUCCAUUUGGUGCAGGAGCUCGUGUGUGUCCAGGGGAGCAGCUGGCGAGGAUUGAGCUCUUCAUCUUCUUGACCAGCCUGAUCAGGACCUUCAGGUUUCAGCUGCCCAAAGGAGUGAAAAAAAUCAAUAAGAAACCCGUAGUAGGGUUGACCAUGCAUCCCCAUCCUUACAAGAUCUGUGUAGUUCCCCGCCACAGUACGUCAUAA